Cantharellus anzutake is the source of this 612-nucleotide messenger RNA. RefSeq names its product NO signaling/Golgi transport ligand-binding domain-containing protein. Bases 1 to 612 code for a protein of 203 amino acids. Lineage: Eukaryota; Fungi; Basidiomycota; Agaricomycetes; Cantharellales; Hydnaceae. Gene Ontology annotation, cellular component: cytosol; cis-Golgi network membrane; TRAPP complex. Gene Ontology annotation, biological process: intra-Golgi vesicle-mediated transport; endoplasmic reticulum to Golgi vesicle-mediated transport. The record is from RefSeq and is a predicted model, not a curated record. The transcript has 5 exons.
AUGGCGUCAAAACAAUUCAAGAGCACCGGCGAGGAUCUUUGGAAAUCACGAACGGAAAAAAUCAACGCAGAGUUGUUCACCUUGACAUACGGAGCAUUCGUCGUGCAACUUAUCCAGGAUUACGAGGACUAUGUGGAAGUCAACAAACAACUAGAUCUAAUGGGAUAUAACAUAGGCACCAGGCUAAUAGAAGAUUUCUUGGCCCGUUCAAACCUGGGCAGGUGCACGGAUUUCAAGGAAGUGGGUGAAGCCGUUGCCAAAGUAGGCUUCAAAAUGUUCUUGAAUAUCGUCCCCACAGUUACCCAUUCCUUCCUAACUGCGAAUGUACCCGCCAAUGCGAACAAGCAAGGCCAAAAUCAACGUCCCUGCUUCGUUCUGACAUUGGACGAGAACCCAUUGGCCGAUUUUGUAGAGUUGCCUGAGGAAGCUUUGGAAGGCCAAUUAUGGUUCAGCAAUGUGCUAUGUGGUGUGCUUAGAGGUGCACUGGAAAUGGUUCAAAUGCAGGUUGAAGCCAAAUUUCUCUCCGACGUCUUACGAGGUGAUGAAUCGACCGAGAUUAGGGUAACACUUCUCCGCUACAUUGACGAGGAAAUACCCGCCGGCGAUGAUUGA